Messenger RNA from Trichoderma citrinoviride, 3144 nucleotides. RefSeq names its product N-terminal binuclear Zn cluster-containing protein. Gene Ontology annotation, molecular function: sequence-specific DNA binding; DNA-binding transcription factor activity, RNA polymerase II-specific; zinc ion binding. The record is from RefSeq and is a predicted model, not a curated record. Gene Ontology annotation, biological process: DNA-templated transcription; positive regulation of transcription by RNA polymerase II. Lineage: Eukaryota; Fungi; Ascomycota; Sordariomycetes; Hypocreales; Hypocreaceae. The coding region runs from base 1 to 3144 and encodes 1047 amino acids. The transcript is spliced from 4 exons.
AUGCCCACGCAUGGUCCGCCGUCCCCGAUCCUCCAGAAAAGCGUCAAGCGUCAGCGGCAGGACUCGUACGACGGCACGUCAUCGCGCAACGACUUCUCGAGCCCUGAGCGGCAGGCUGGCGAUGCGAAUCUAGGAGGAGGGGUCAUCGCAGGCAACGGCAGCAGCAGCGGCCGCAGCGAGGCCGGUGCCUCGGCUGCGUAUCCUGGCAUCCCUGUCGCCUCUGACAAUGGCAAUGGCAAUGGCACCGGUCCUGGUCUUGGUUCCGGUCCCGGUGCCAGCGCAAGCGACGUUGCGACUGCAGGUGCUGCCUCAAACACCACCAGCACCACCACCACGACCGCCAACGCCGCUGACUCCGACGGCACUACGCCGACUGGCAAGCCUGGGCAGAGCAGCAACUUCCGCAAUGUCAGCGCGUGCAACCGCUGCCGUCUGCGUAAGAACAGAUGCGAUCAGAAACUCCCCAGCUGCGCGAGCUGCAACAAGGUCGGCGUGUCUUGCGUUGGCUAUGACCCCAUAACGAAGAAGGAGAUUCCUAGGAGCUAUGUCUUCUAUCUCGAAACUCGUGUGGAGGUGCUGGAGAAGCUCCUUGCGUCCAACAAUAUCCCCUUCCCACCGGCUGAGGACCUAGAUGUUUGCUCUCGUCCUGGAGCUGAUGGUAGCUUUCCGGCCGUACGCGAUAGGGGCUACUCAAUUCAAUCCGACGCUGCGGACUCUCGCCUAUCACGACCUCACAGCCAUCAUAGCCAGGCGCUAGACAAGAAGCAAGGCGACCAGAGCCCGGCCAUGCUCAACAUUGUCAGCCCGGCCAAGCCGCGAUCGCUCGCCUCUGCAUCUGGGGUCUCCUUCGCUCGUGUCGUGUUCGCCGCGGUGCAGUAUUCGGUAUCAGACCAAAACGGUGGGCCAGACAAACCCGUGGCCUCCAACCACUCGAACCCAACAGGAGCUGGGACGUCGAUGCGCGACUCCUUCUUUGGUUUACAUACACGACCAACUAUUCAGCCGGCCACAUUUCCCAGCAGGGACGUGGCCAUGCGCUUGGUCACGCUGUACUUUGAGCAUGCAAACCCGCAGAUUCCUAUCUUGCACCGCGGCGAGUUCAUGCGCAUGUUUGAGAAGGCGUAUGCAAACGAGGGCCGGGGCCUCAGUGCGAGAGAGUUGUAUAUGCUGAACAUGGUCUUUGCAAUUGGCUGCGGCGUCAUCGUGGGUGAGCCCGUCAAGGCAGAGGCUUCCGGGGGCUCAAGGUUGGCGUUUCAACAGAGCCGAGGCCAGUGUCGGCCGGAAGAAUACCACGCAAGUGCAAUCGUCCACCUCGAGGAAUGCCUCAGCAGCAGCGGAGGUGGGCUCGAGGUACUUCAGGCCGUGCUUCUGCUUGCCAACUUUGCGCUCCUGCGGCCCGUUCCGCCGGGCCUCUGGUACAUCACCGGCGUUGCGGUGCGUCUUGCGGUUGACCUUGGUCUCCAUCACGAGGAUGCAGCUGAUAUAGAUGAUGCUGAACCGCAACAAUCAAAUGGCAGCAGCGCAGACCGAGGAAGGCGUCUCUGGAUCCGCGACAUGAGGCGCAGAUUGUGGUGGUGCACCUAUGCAUUUGACAGGCUGGUGAGUACAUGCGUCGGUCGGCCGUUUGGUAUCAGCGACCAAGUCAUCACGACCGAAUUCCCCUCGGUCCUCGACGAUGCCUAUAUCACUCCGAAUGGCUUUAUAGAACCGCCCGACGGUCAGGAUCAGCCAAGCUACAAGCGUGUUGCCCACCACUACUUUAAACUACGCAUACUGCAGUCGGAGAUACUCCAGGUCCUGCAGUAUAACCAAGCGCAGAUCGCCAGGACAACAGGGUCUCAUGCUAGGUCGUUUGUUCUAGAGAGAUCCAGACAGCUGCCAUCCCCUUAUCUUGUUCAUUUCGACUCCUACAGGUCAUGGCGGAUAGAUAUCGAUCGGAGACUUCGUGAAUGGAAAGACAGUGCGCCCACAAAGCAAGAGACUGGCGUUGCUUUUUCGACCGAGUUCCUCGACCUAAACUACUGGCAGGCUAUCGUUUUGCUGUACAAGCAGAGCCUGAGCAUCCCCGCAAUGUUCGAGGGAGAGUACAACCCGUCCAACGAGGUCAACAGUCCCACGGCAUUCACCGCUGAGCUGCGCGAAGAUGAGGAGCGCAUAUACCUCAAGGUCGCGGAGGCGGGACAGAAGAUUCUCCGCAUAUAUAGACAGCUGCAUCUGAGCAGCCUCGUAAGCUAUACUUAUUUGUCCACUCACCACUUGUUCAUGGCUGGCAUAUCGUAUCUUUACGCCAUCUGGCACUCACCUGCCGUGAGAAGCCGCCUGACAAUGGAUGAAGUCGACUUUACAGUACUGGCAGCAAAGUCAGUAUUCACCGACAUGAUUGACAAGUGCCCCCCGGCAGAGACAUGCCGCGACGCUUUCGAUCGAACAGCCAAGGCCACCAUACAGAUGGCCACAUCAAAAGGAGGCUUCGGCUCACCUGUACAACAACAAACUCGCAGACAACCUACCAGAAGGGAGACAACCAACUGGGCGCCUACUCCCGUGGACAUGGCUCCCAAAAAGCCAGCACCUCGACAUCCCCACCACCACCACCAAUCUGAACAGCAGCAGCAGUUCCAGUUUGACUUGGCCAUGGGCGAUAGCCUGUCAUCGCCCAGCCUCUCGACAGCAGGAGAUAGAGCCACUCCGCCGGUUACGAUGGCUCAUUCUCACCCUCACAGCCACGGCCAACCAAGCCCCAUGCGGCGGACGGGCAGCUAUGACGACGGCAGCUCCGCUGUGGACCAGUCAAUGAUUACAUCACCGUCUAUUCCGCGAAGCCAGACCACACCCGGCAGCACCAGCGGCGGGAACCCGUUCUUGGGUCAGCGGAACCAGCAGUUUGGCAUCCAGGGGCACAUGGAGUACCCGGAUGCGCAGACGAUGGAGCUCUUGCAGACGUUUGGGACCGGAUCCCACACUGGCUUCGGAGGCAUGGACUCCAGCCAGAUGGACUUUGGCCUUGGCAUGAACUGGGAGAGCAUGCACAAUGAUUAUGCGGAAGCACAGCCUAUGAACCCAUUCGAUACAUUUUUCUUUGGCGGGCCUCAGGGAGGAAACGCCGGAUUUGUUAUUGCAUACAUGGAGGCUUUUUGGCUUUGA